AUGCAUGCGUUUGCCGAAGGCUACGGUCCCAACAACGCCAAGCCCGAGCACGCCAUCCUUUUCCGGUCCAACACCAACCCAGCCUCGUCUACCAACAUCACUUGGACCACCAUCUCCACGUUCGACAGUUCAAAACUAGCAGGAUACCCUAACGCAGCCAAAGGCGUCGACUACUCGUGCGCAUACAACGAGCAGGGCGUCUUUACGAUGUUUGGUCGAACCACGGGAGGCUCGCCAUCGGUGACAACCAUGGUGCCUUUUGGAGUUCGUUACGACCCUAAUGGAUCGAUGGACCCUGGCUUCAAUUACCAGGGCACGGGAGCAUGGAUGAACAUCACAGUGGAAGGGUACACUUGGUUGGGCGGGUUUACAAGAUUCUCUCUCGGAUAUGUCAAGACUGGGGCCACCAAGGUCCUUGUCCAUGCGUCCAUCUCCGACACGAAUAAUGUCGUCAGCCUUGCGACUGUGAACGAUCCUACAGGAAUUCUUGCAACUACGGCUGCUUGGACGAUGAAUGCCACUCUUCAUGGGAGAAAGUUACUCACAGUCGCAAUCGGCAACGAUCACCUUUAUACCUACGGCGAGGGAGUGAGUGAAAACUAUAGGACUUACCUCACGGGACUCCCCCUCAACUCCACCACCACCAGUCCAUCAACCCCUGUCAGCACAAGCUACAACACGACCCAGGCAGCCGAGUGUUAUGGAUCUCCACUGCCAAUCGUAUAUUUUCUCAACGAGACCUUGAUGCUAGUCUGUCCAGAGAAAAAACCCGAUAUAGCAUUCGCAGGCGAAGUCUCUAUAACCCUUACGAUAACUGAUCCCAACACCGCUAUCGACCAAGGAUUUGCGACUUUGAGCCCAACCACACUGAUCGACAUGGAUUUCUUUGUCUCAAUCGGCGACUGGCACGAGCUCGGACCCUCGGCGUUUGCGUUGGUCAAAAGUCAAGGAACCAUCUAUGCGUUUGGCAAUGGCAAUUAUGAAGGAAUAGAGUACAAUCGCACUGUUUCACAGGUCAUUGUGGCAGAGCCCUAUGGCAUCGACCUCCCCACCACCUCCUCCAGCUGCCCCGGAACCGAUCAGGGACGGCUAGGAUCAACGAACGCCCCUCCUCUUUCGCCAACAUCACCCAUGCCUCCCUACGUUCAAGAGCAAGUCAAUGCGCUCCGGGACCAGAUGCGGAUGCUGCAGGAACAAAUAUCGGCAAGGCGGCUCUCCAGCAACCCCCGUCCCGAUCUUCCUACACCUAAGACGCCAACAGUAGUAGCAACAGCAACGUCUGCACCGACGCCCCUUUUUGCUCCGUCUGCUACUCGCUCUGCUGAAAAGUGA
This is a messenger RNA of Linnemannia hyalina, 1332 nucleotides long. The record is from the annotation of a GenBank genome assembly. NCBI's taxonomy places the organism in Eukaryota, Fungi, Mortierellomycota, Mortierellomycetes, Mortierellales, Mortierellaceae.